This is a messenger RNA of Drosophila ananassae, 431 nucleotides long. Its product is annotated as male accessory gland serine protease inhibitor. Lineage: Eukaryota; Metazoa; Arthropoda; Insecta; Diptera; Drosophilidae. Gene Ontology annotation, molecular function: serine-type endopeptidase inhibitor activity. The transcript is spliced from 2 exons. The record is from RefSeq and is a predicted model, not a curated record. Bases 112 to 360 code for a protein of 82 amino acids.
GGCAAUCUAGUACAUACUUGUAUAUUUACUUAAACUGUGCCCUAAGAGCUCCAAAUUUUUAUUUCAUCUUUUCAGUUUUUGAAAACUACUGAAGAAAGACAGUUCGUGAAAAUGAAGUUUCUUGUCCUUAUAUUCUUUCUACUUGUCCUUGUGGGCCUUGCUGUGGGAUUAAAGGAUCCCGCCUGCGGACUUCAGCCUGCUAAAGAUGGAGAUGGUGUUGCAAGAUGUUUGGCCUAUAUACCUAGCUAUACCUAUUAUCCCGAUAAAGACGAAUGUUCAGAAUUUAUUUACGGUGGAUGUGAUGGCAACGACAAUCGUUUCGAUAGUAAAGAACUUUGUGAGGCCAAGUGCAAGGAAUAAUAUGUACCUUAUAUUAAAAGGAAAACAAAAAAAUAUUACUCUUGCGAAAAUAUAAAAAAAUCUAGAGGAAA